CUGUUUUCAAAGAACCAACAAUAAAUCCCGGACACCCGGAUUGGUCCGGAAGUGGGUAAUUAGGGUUAUUUUGAUGUUUUAAGCAUACAGUUAAUUCUUAUUUUGUUAUGUAACUUUAGUUUAAGUUUAUUUUGGAAUGUAAAUAUAAUUAUUAAAAUAUCUAUUAUUUUGAAAGCAAUAAUUUUAUUUCACAAGUAAAAUGGCAACAACGGAACAGUUUUCAUUAAGAUGGAAUAAUUUCCAUUCAAACAUGACUUCGGGGUUUCACGAUCUUUUAGAAGCGGCCGAAAUGGUAGAUGUAACUUUAGCUGUUGACGGUCAUUUUUUGCAAGCACAUAAAAUAGUUCUCUCAAUAUGUAGCCCAUAUUUUAAACAAAUGUUCAAAAUUAAUCCUUGUAAACAUCCUAUUGUGAUAUUAAAAGAUAUCAGUCACGAAAAUAUGAAAGAUAUUCUACAAUUUAUGUAUAUGGGUGAAGUUAGUGUACUAAGAGAGAAUUUAACUCAAUUUCUAAAAAUCGCCGAACUUCUUCAAGUAAAAGGACUAACAGGAGAUGAUUCUAGUGAAGAUACUUCAUCAACUAAGGAAGCUAAAAUAGAAUAUACCAAUGAUAUCGAAGAAAACGAAAUUUAUAAUGAUUUUAUUGAAAAUAACGUAGAAAUACCAAAAUUUACUCAUUCUCCUGUUACUCAAUGUUCUACGGCCACUAAACGAACAAAAAAUACAACAAAUGGAAGUACAAAUUCUAAACGAACUCAGAUUGAAUCUUAUCAGUCUCAAUCAAAAUUGAUAAAAUCCGAAUUUGAGCCAGCAAAAUCGAAAAAUGAUUCGAUUAUAAAUAAUAAUACUACUAGUCAACAAAAUACAACUGAUAAUAUACUCAAACUCGGUACUGAAUUAGAAGACAUCAAAGAACCGAUGAACUUGAAGACAAUGUGGAAUUUUAGUACGUCUUCGUCUCCGGAAUUUGUCAAUGCAGAUCAAGUUGAGAUGUGGUUCGAUCUGGGUAGACGUGAAGGUUUUCCCACACAAUAUGGAUCAAACAAAACUCCCGUCACUGUGGAUGUUUUAGACGCCGGUUUUAUUGCCGCAGGAAUCAUUUUAGGAAUAUCAUUUUGUUGUGCUUUACCCACUCCAAAACUCAAAGAGAAUUCGAUUGUUUUUAUAAGAGUUGGUGUAACCAUCAUCAUAGGAACGCUUUUAUUAAUAAAUAACUUUGGUCAAGAAUGGGAAGUUGGACAUAUAUUCACAAAAACUCCUUAUAAAGCAGGAUCCGGAGAAGAAAUAAACGCUUCCAUAUCUCUAAAAAUCGGACUUCGUAGUCUAAAUGUAACUUUGAAGGCGAAUUCGUCCGAAAGUAGUACAUUAAAGUAUGAGAUAAUUAAUUACAACGAAAGAUUUGAAUGGACUUGGGAUCAAGGAGUAUUUGGAUUCGGACCGUAUGCUGGAAAGUUACAAAGAGAAUAUAGACAAGCUCAAUAUCGAGGUGUGCCCCACCCAAUUUUAUGGGUAGUUGAAUAUUUUAUAAUAGACGGUGAAGGUUUCAGAUACGGUCGUUUUUAUAGAACUGCCGGUUGGUACACGCACAUUUUAAUGUGGACGGCAUUUCCCUGCUGGAUUUUGUCUUUAAUAUUAUUCAGAUCAGUGAUUAGAUACGGAGCAUAUUUUCUUGGAAUAUGCGGAGGCCUACUAUUAUUCGGUAAUUUUAUAUACCUAGUAAUACGUAAUCCUAAUCCACUAAAAAUACAUUUCGAAGACGACAUACUGACUACGAAAUUUGGAUUUCACUAUUGGUGUACUUUUGCUUUAGGAAUAUUUUGCAUUAUAUUAUCCUUAACGGUAAUAUUUAUGGAAUAUAAAUAUGAUCAACAAAUUUGCAGUUUCUUUGGAGUCAAUCCGCUUAAUAGUUAUGAUGCAGUAGCAUAUUUGACUAAAGAAGAACGAUUACUUUUGAGACAUAAAUCUACUAAAUAUAUCAAAACUAACGUCGAUAUACCUUUAGUUGAUAUGGAAACUGCACCGAAUGAAGACGAUGACGAUGUUGAUUACGUUCCUGUUUAUUUAAAACGACGAAAUAUUACGUCUGUAUCAGCUCCUGUUGUUAAUAGAACAGUGAAACCAAACAGACAUAAAUUACCUUUACCACCACCACCUGAAUCCAGUAGUAAUUAAUAUUUGUUUAUAUAUUUCAAUAUUUUACUAAAUAUAUAUAUAUAUAUCUCAUUUUUAAUAGCUUUUUUUGUAUUUACUACGACAAUAAUAAAUAUUAUAUACUAAAAAAA
Messenger RNA from Diorhabda sublineata, 2280 nucleotides. RefSeq lists its product as uncharacterized. NCBI's taxonomy places the organism in Eukaryota, Metazoa, Arthropoda, Insecta, Coleoptera, Chrysomelidae. The record is from RefSeq and is a predicted model, not a curated record. Gene Ontology annotation, molecular function: protein binding. The transcript has 11 exons. Gene Ontology annotation, cellular component: endoplasmic reticulum membrane. Gene Ontology annotation, biological process: protein transport. The coding region runs from base 200 to 2170 and encodes 656 amino acids.